CCCGCCCCCUCGCCGGCUCGCUCGACUCGCGGGCUGGACGCGCUUUGGCGCCGGGCGGCAGCUCGACGUGUCCGGGAAGGUGGCCGCUUGGCUGGCAGCGCCGGCGGCUGCGUCUCCUGGCCCGGCGUGGGGGGCACCAUGCUGGACCCGUCCUCCAGCGAGGAAGAGUCCGAGGAGGUGCUGGAGGAAGAGCGGCGGGAGGUGCUGGCGGUGGCCGGCGCCGCGCCGCGAGCCCAGCCGGCGGCUCACCGGGAGCCCGGGCGCCAGGCGGGCGGCGGCGGCGGCGGCGGCGGGGCUGCCAGACCGGCCAGCCCCAGCCCCUCGGUGCGCAGCGAAGGCCGGGAAGAGCAGGAGCGGCUGCAGGAGGAGCGCCAGAAGCGGCUCCGGCUGCAGCUCUACGUCUUCAUCGUGCGCUGCAUCGCCCACCCCUUCAACGCCAAGCAGCCCACCGACAUGGCCCGCAGGCAGCAGAAGCUGAACAAGCAACAGCUACAGGUUGUGAAGGAGCGCUUCCAGGCUUUUCUAAAUGGAGAAACACAAAUUGUAGCUGAUGAAGCAUUUUGCAAUGCAGUUCGGAGUUAUUAUGAGGUUUUUCUCAAAAGUGAUCGAGUUGCCAGAAUGGUCCACAGUGGAGGAUGUUCUGCAAAUGACUUCAGAGAUGUUUUUAAGAAGAACAUAGAAAAGCGGGUCCGAAGCUUGCCUGAAAUUGAUGGAUUAAGCAAAGAGACUGUGCUAAGUUCUUGGAUAGCCAAAUAUGAUGCCAUUUACAGGGGAGAAGAGGACUUGUACAAACAGUCCAAUCGGAUGGCUUUAAGUGCUGUAUCAGAACUUAUUUUGAGCAAAGAACAGCUUUAUGAGAUGUUUCAGCAGAUUCUAGGCAUCAAGAAGCUGGAGCACCAGUUGAUCUACAAUGCCUGCCAACUGGACAAUGCAGAUGAACAGGCAGCUCAGAUUAGACGUGAACUUGAUGGGCGCCUCCAGCUAGCUGACCAAAUGGCAAAAGAAAGAAAAUAUCCAAAAUUUGUGGCAAAAGAAAUGGAGCCUAUGUAUAUAGAAGAACUACGGUCUUCAGUGAAUUUGCUAAUGGCAAAUUUGGAAAGUCUUCCAGUUUCUAAAGGUGGCCCAGAAUUUAAACUACAGAAGUUAAAAAGAUCACAAAAUUCUGCAUUCUUGGACAUAGGAGAUGAAAAUGAUGUUCAGCUGUCAAAAUCAGAUGUGGUGUUGUCAUUCACAUUGGAGAUCAUUAUAAUGGAAGUUCAAGGUUUAAAGUCACUCACUCCCAACCGCAUUGUUUACUGCACAAUGGAAGUGGAAGGAGGGGAGAAACUCCAGACAGACCAGGCAGAAGCAUCCAGACCACAAUGGGGAACUCAAGGGGAUUUCACCACAACUCAUCCUCGGCCCAUCGUCAAAGUUAAACUUUUUACAGAGAGCACUGGAGUCCUGGCACUUGAAGAUAAGGAGCUAGGGAGAGUAAUAUUGUACCCAACGUCCAAUAGUUCAAAGUCACCUGAGCUGCAUAAAAUGGUUGUCCCCAAAAACAGCCAAGACUCUGAUUUGAGGAUAAAGCUGGCAGUGAGGAUGGAUAAACCGCCGCACAUGAAGCACUGCGGAUAUUUGUAUGCUCUUGGACAGAAGGUAUGGAAAAGGUGGAAAAAGCGUUACUUUGUUCUUGUACAGGUUAGCCAGUACACGUUUGCUAUGUGUAGCUACAGAGAGAAGAAAUCUGAGCCUCAGGAGUUAAUGCAGCUUGAAGGAUACACGGUGGACUAUACGGCACCUCAUUCAGGUCUCCAAGGUGGCCAGAUGUUCUUCAAUGCUGUCAAAGAAGGCGACACUGUGAUAUUUGCCAGUGAUGAUGAGCAGGAUAGAAUCCUGUGGGUUCAAGCCAUGUACAGAGCAACGGGCCAGUCUUAUAAGCCCAUCCCUGCAAGUCAGGCCCAGAAGAUAAACUCAAAAGGAAACAGUACCCUUGCAGAUCUGUCACAGACUGCUGAUCGUGCUCAGAAGCAUAGCAUGGAUGAGUUUAUUUCUGCAAAUCCUUCCAAGUUUGACCAUGCCACACUCUUUAAAGUACUUCAGAGGCAGACCCUGGAUCACCGAUUGAACGAUUCCUAUUCUUGCUUGGGUUGGUUUAGCCCCGGCCAGGUCUUCGUGCUCGAUGAAUAUUGUGCUCGUUACGGUGUGAGAGGAUGCCACCGUCAUCUCUGCUAUCUGAAUGAAUUGAUGGAACACUCAGAGAAUGGUGCUGUCAUUGACCCAACCUUGCUCCAUUACAGCUUUGCCUUUUGUGCUUCUCAUGUUCAUGGCAACAGGCCUGACGGAAUUGGGACAGUGACUGUUGACGAGAAAGAGAAGUUUGAAGAUAUUAAGGAAAGACUUGCUUCCCUUUUAGAAAACCAGAUAAGCCACUUCAGGUACUGUUUCCCUUUUGGGCGUCCAGAAGGAGCUUUAAAAGCUACACUUUCAUUACUUGAAAGGGUCUUAAUGAAAGAUAUUGCCACUCCCAUACCAGCAGAAGACGUGAAGAAGGUGGUUAGAAAAUGUCUGGAGAAGGCAGCCUUGAUCAAUUACACUCGACUUACGGAUUAUGCAAAAAUAGAAGAGACACUGAAUCAAGCGCCUCCUUCGGUAAAGCUGGAAGAGGUUAUUCAUUUAGCAGAGCUCUGCAUUGAAGUCCUGCAGCAGAAUGAAGAGCACCAUUCAGAGGCUUUUGCUUGGUGGCCAGAUUUGUUGGCUGAACACGCAGAGAAAUUCUGGUCCCUCUUUACCGUUGACAUGGAUUCAGCGCUGGAAGCCCAGCCACAAGACUCCUGGGAUAGUUUUCCUCUCUUUCAGCUGCUAAAUAACUUCCUGAGAAAUGACUCACUUUUGUGCAAUGGAAAGUUUCACAAGCACUUGCAAGAGAUUUUUGUUCCUUUGGUCAUCCGCUACAUUGAUCUCAUGGAAUCAUCCAUUGCCCAGUCUCUUCACAGAGGUCUUGAACAAGAGUCAUGGCAGCCCGUCAAUAAUGGAUCAGCAACAUCAGAAGAUCUGUUCUGGAAACUUGAUGCACUGCAAGUGUUUGUGUUUGAUCUUCAUUGGCCAGAACCAGAAUUUGCCCACCACUUAGAGCAGAGACUUAAACUCAUGGCCAGUGAUAUGAUUGAAGCCUGUGUCAAGAGAACAAGAAUUGCAUUUGAACUCAAGCUGCAAAAGACGAGCAAAUCAACAGACUUACGCAUUCCCCCUUCCGUAUGCACCAUGUUCAAUGUGUUGGUUGAUGCAAAGAAGCAAACGGCUAAACUGUGUAUCCUGGAUGGGGGGCAAGAGAUUGGUAAUCAGUGGCAACAAUACCAUUCAAAAAUAGACGACUUGAUUGAAGAAACGGUGAAGGAAGUAAUUUUGCUCCUUGUUUCGAAGUUUGUUGCAGUGUUGGAAAGCGUACUGUCUAAACUAUCAAGGUAUGAUGAAGGCACUUUCUUCUCAUCCAUACUUUCAUUCACUGUGAAAGCGGCUGCAAAAUAUGUUGAUGUUCCUACUACAGACCACAACCGUAAACCAGGGAUGGAUCUAGCAGAUACUUACAUUACGUUCGUUCGUCAAAACCAAGAUAUUCUUCGUGAUAAGGUCAAUGAAGAAAUGUACAUUGAAAAAUUGUUUGAUCAAUGGUACAGCAGCUCCAUGAAAGUCAUGUGCGUGUGGCUGGCUGAUAGGUUAGAUCUCCAACUUCAUAUUUACCAGCUGAAGACACUCAUCAAGAUAGUGAAGAAGACCUAUCGAGACUUCAGGUUACAAGGUGUGCUGGAAGGAACCCUGAACAGCAAAACUUACGACACCGUCCACAGCCGUCUGACAGUAGAAGAGGCCACAGUCUCUGUGUCUGAUGGGAGUGGACUUCAAGGCAUCACUAUGAAGGACAGUGAUGAAGAAGAAGGCUGAUUUGUGUGUGCCUCAUUUAAUUGUUUUGUAAUUUGUUCCUGCAUCUGCAUUCAUGGUUUUGCCUUAAUGCCUCAAGUACAAUGAAAAUGUAGUUCAUCCCAUUCAAAGGAGUGAGAAAAUGCUCUCUGAAAGGUGGGUUGGAAUUCAGCGUGGGGAAAGAAGUUAGUGCCAAGGACUUUAUGAAAACAAUAGGGGGGAGGGGGUUUGCCUAUUUUUCUAUGUUGCUUUUGCUUUGCGCUGUGAGAAUGCCGGUAUGGAGCCCGUACUCAACUUGUGCUUCAGUUUCUUUUUGUUUGUGAUGUUGCAGUCUCUUCUUGUAACUUUACCGAAGAGUGGGCAUGCCUUGUGCAGAAAACAAAACUUUGUGCAUCACACACAACCCUACAGGCAGUCAUUCUGAGGAACUCUUCAGUGCAAUUGUUCGAAACUUAAAUUGUGCCCCUUGCCAGAAUUACGGCCCCACCCAUAUUUUUUCAUGGUUUGUUGCCAUUUGCAUUUCCUCCCAUGUUCUUUAUUAGGUGAAGUGCUUUAAAAAAAAUUACUUUUGAUUCCCAGUUCUUUGUUUUUGCUAUAUAUAAAGGCAGGAGGACUUCAAGGACUACCAAAUAAAAGAGACAAACAAAAUUCCAAAUUGUUCCUCUUCAUCCUCCUUGCAAGUUUAAAGAUCUCUCGUCUUGUUGGAUGUCAGGAUGCUUGUCUUUGGUAUUUCUAUGUCUCUGUGAAAACUUGCAGGCAAUAAGACCCCCCCCCCCUCCACUUCUGUAUCUAGCCCACAUUUGUAUAAAGAUUCUAAAAUUAAAAGAUGUUUGCAAUAUUUCAAACCAGCUGACCUCGUGUACUUUUUUGGGUUAAAAA
Eublepharis macularius is the source of this 4776-nucleotide messenger RNA. RefSeq names its product calcium dependent secretion activator 2 (gene CADPS2). The transcript has 29 exons. Gene Ontology annotation, cellular component: glutamatergic synapse. Gene Ontology annotation, biological process: synaptic vesicle exocytosis; dense core granule exocytosis; positive regulation of exocytosis. The record is from RefSeq and is a predicted model, not a curated record. Lineage: Eukaryota; Metazoa; Chordata; Lepidosauria; Squamata; Eublepharidae. The coding region runs from base 139 to 3921 and encodes 1260 amino acids.